AUAGGACGCGAGCCUUCCAUCAUGUCGAGUACAAAGGCAUUUUUGUCGCGGAGCGUCAUACUCGUCGCCAUUUUGGCUUACCUCUUGCGUCCCAUCAAUCGUCCAUCUUUUACCGUAAUUGAACCUCUUAAUCCACAAGACCCCAUCAACCUACCGUCUGGUACUUCUCGCCGCGUCCUUGUCGCAGGAGGCGGCCUGGCAGGGUUAUCGGCCGCCUUGGAAUUGGCUGAACGCGGGUUUCAGGUUUCUGUAUGGGAAGCCUCCCCUGUAUUAGGUGGCAGAUUGGCCACGCGAACGGUGCAACUUUGCAAUCAGACCUUUGCAAUAGAGCAUGGUUUCCACGCCUGGUUCGCAAAUUAUCACGUUUUCGCCGACAUUCGAAAACGAUUGGGCAUUGACCAUUAUUUUCGACCGUGGGGUGCCGUCCAAUUUAUCUUUAAAGACCCUCGGUACAAACCAGAAGCUCUGGAAAGUCAAGGGCCAUACCCAUGGAAUCUAAUCUCCAUCGUCCUCCGUUCCCCCAAUCUCCGCUUCAUCGACGCCAUCCUUUCCACCCGCCAUGUCGUGGAUUUGCUCUGGUUCGACCACAAAACUGUCUGGGGCAAGUACGACGAGCAAUCUUUUUCGGAAUGGGCUCGGGCCAUGGGGAUUGCCCGGGUAUUCUACGACGUGCUGUACGCGCCCACGCUAUCCGUGACGGUCAACGAGCGGCAAAACAUCAGUGCUGCGGAAAUGCUGAGCAUGAACCACAUAUAUUUCCUCAGCCAUCCCAGGGCGGACCGUCGCGAGGUGACCCGGGUUGAUUACGAAACGGCGAUUAUCCAGCCGUGGGAAAUGCGGUUGCAGGCGUUGGGGGUGAAGAUCGAGCGAGGGAAGAGGGUGGGAAGACUCAAUUUCACCGAGACAGGGGUCCAUGUUGUCGAGGAAGAGGAAGAGGGGGAGGAAGGGGUAGCUGGGAGCGACUUUGAUCAUGUCGUGCUCGCCACGAAUCUGCAAGGGGUCAAGUCGAUCCUGGAUGCUUCCUCCGUCUCCCCCCCUUCCUCCCUCUC
This is a messenger RNA of Nannochloropsis gaditana CCMP526, 1049 nucleotides long. It is a transcript of the gene CRTU, whose product is annotated as isorenieratene synthase. Gene Ontology annotation, molecular function: oxidoreductase activity. The transcript has a single exon. The record is from RefSeq and is a predicted model, not a curated record. The annotation marks the transcript as partial.